Lachnellula hyalina is the source of this 2010-nucleotide messenger RNA. RefSeq lists its product as uncharacterized. The record is from RefSeq and is a predicted model, not a curated record. Bases 1 to 2010 code for a protein of 669 amino acids. NCBI's taxonomy places the organism in Eukaryota, Fungi, Ascomycota, Leotiomycetes, Helotiales, Lachnaceae. The transcript is spliced from 2 exons.
AUGACGAGAUGCGAUGUUUGUUCCAACCUACGGCCAGAAACCCUCUCGCUUCUCCCUCCUGGUCAACGUGCUGUCUGCUUCGUGACCGUCGGCGAUCUCAAGGCGUCCAUUGCAACCUCGUCAUGCGCGGAGUGUACUUUGAUAUUGGACGCUUUGUCCUGCUAUAAGACCGAGUGGGAUGACAAGGAUGAUGGCCAGUCGGUAGAAAUGCAGAUUGCACUUGGAAAGCCGUUGCGGUUAUUCUGGAGGAGAGAGUCAAUAUACGUGGAGUUGUUUUCGAGGGAAAGCAAUCUCAGCAAAGAGAAUACCGAGGUCUCAACUUCCAUUGGACCGGCCCUCGAAGUUGCAGAGUCCUCCUUUUCGGACUCCUGCUUCCGCCUUGCCUCUUCCUGGUUGAAUACUUGCACCAAAUCUCACCCAGCAUGUCGGCUAGGAGCUGAGCCACCGUUACCUACUCGAGUAAUCGACGUUGGGAUUGAAGGCAAACAAGACCCUUUCCUAGUUGAAUCUCAGGCUUUGCGGGGUCAAUAUGUCGCUUUGAGCUACUGCUGGGGAGAUCCAAAAGUUCAUCCUGUGCUGAAGACGACGCCUGAAACCUAUCAGAAACACAAGCAAUGCAUUGAAUUUGCAUAUUUGCCUAAGACACUACAGGAUUCUAUAACGAUAACCCGACGGCUGGGACUACAGUACCUAUGGAUUGACGCGCUCUGUAUAAUUCAAGGAGACGCGGAUGAUUGGGCGAGAGAGUCGAGUAGAAUGUGUGAGGUAUACUCCAAUGCCUACUUGACAAUUGCAGGCAGCAACGCCGCAGGCAACGCGGAAGGUAUUCUCAACAAGCAAGCAUACGGCACUCCCCCAAAGGAAAUAUCUUACAAAGAUGGCAUGACGAUAUAUGUCCGAAAGCAUCUUGCCCGCAUGCACGACAAUUACGCGGAGAUGUCACGAGGGGCAGCUAAACCCGAACCUAUCAACUGCCGAGCAUGGACACUACAAGAAGGGUUUUUGUCCAACAGAGUCCUCCGUUACACGUCAAACGAACUCGUCUGGGAAUGUAACGAAUGGCGACAGUGCGAGUGUGGUGUCAGCUCUGCACCAAUCGGGCCAGACGACGAGGCCAGCAGUCGCUCUAUCAGGAAGCCAGAUAUAGUUGAGAAACUGUCACUAGAUGACAUCUAUCAAAAAUGGGUAGAUGUCAUCUCCUUCGCCUCGGAGCGUCAGCUAGGAUAUGACGAGGACAGGCUGCCUUCUCUGUCUGGGCUUGCAAAACAAUUUGUAGCAGCGUUCGAACAAGUGGGAAAUCCAAACGAACAGUACCUGGCAGGAUUGUGGCGUUCUAACCUAGCGAAAUCCUUGCUCUGGAGCAUUGAAGAUGACGAGAACCGUGUUGGUCGCUACGACGUGAUCGAGGUUCGAAGGCCUAAGGCUUGGAGGGCUCCCAGCUGGAGUUGGGUCUCGGUCGAAGGCCCAAUAAGAAUCCCCCAGGUUUCCGGUUUCCGCAGUGCUAUUGAGGUUUUGGAAGCUUCUACCGAGCCUAGUACCUUGGAUCCUUACGGGCAAGUGGCGUCUGGGAAGAUCAUUGCGAGAGGCCGAGUGGUACAUGGACUUAGCAUCACUCUCGAAGAAACAACCAAGGGUGACCAAGAUCAUGCAUACGUUCAUGGAGAAAGGUAUGCAAUUCACCAUGGGGACAAAGUGAAACAUAUCAUCUGUGACGAGAGCGGGAAGAAAUUGAGCUCCGCUGGGGAGAUAUUCUCCGCCCUUCUCGUGGGCACAAUUAGUGGACGUCUUGCAUCACGCGAAGACGUGUUUCUUGUCCUAAGAAGCGUGGCAAAGGUGGAAGGAGAAAUUGCCUCUUUCGAGCGGGUUGCUAUGUCACUUUCCGUGGCGACCCAGCUGCCUUUAGGGAUGGGGUUUCUAGCGGGAAAAGAAUUCAGCGAAAAGCUUUUCUCGACGGAUAGUAACAGCUCUAUAUUCAGCGAGGUAGUUGAAGAGGAAAUUAUUCUAGUCUAG